CAGGGGCCUCGAGGGCGGAGUCCGGGCGUGCGGCCGGGCGAGGGAGGGGGCGCGGUGGCUGUGGAGUCCGGCGCUCCCUCAGGCCGUGGACGCGAUGCUGGCUGUUGCUGCGGCUCGGGCGGCGGGGCCCACAGGGAUGUGACGGGUCGUCGCAUCACCUUCAGUCCUCGGGCCUCAGGUCGCUGGGCGACCAGCAGCCGGGCCGCGGCCGAGGAGGCAGGGCCACCUGCGCACGGGUCGUAUGCAGUUGCCCAAUCUUGUGAUACUGAUGCCUCAGCCUCCCAGACUAAUGGGAUUACAGAUUCUGACAGAUUUUAAGAACAAAUGCACCUUAUAGCUCAUGGAAGAAAAAACACAAAUCAGAACAUUUUUGGAUUCCAAGUUGCCGAAGUAUGGAGCAAAAUCUGUAAGAAGUACACUGCAGCCAAUGCCAAGUGGGACAGCUGUUAAUUUAUUAGGAACGUCCAAGAGUAGUAAUGUGAGCAGUUACAUAAAAAACAAUGGAUCUGAUUGUUCAUUGUCCUAUUCAUUUAACUGGAGAAAAGCAAGUAAAUACAAAUUUAGUGCUCAAAGUAUUGAAGAGCCUAAUAAUACUCAAAAUUCACAUGAUAAAUUAAUUGAUCCUGAAAAACAUGUUCCUACUCAAGGAAGGUUUGAUAAAAAUGGAAUAAAGGGAGGUUUGAAAAGUGUUUCUCUGUUCACAUCAAAGAUAGCGAAGCCAUCCACUAUGUUUGUGUCAUCUGCAGAGGAGUUAAACCAAAAGUCUUUUUCUGGACCAUCUAAUUUGGGUAAAUUCACCAAAGGCACAUUAUUGGGAAGGACUUCCUUUUCUUCAGUCAGUGCUCCAAAAUCACAGUUGAAUGGAUUUUAUGGCAACCGAUCAACUAGCAGCAUGCAGAGGCCUAGAGCAAACUCCUGUGCCACCAGAAGCUGUUCUGGAGAAAGCUUAGCACAGUCCCCAGACAAUAUUAAAUCUAUUACUUGUGAGAAAAUGGUAAGGUCACAAAGUUUUUCACAUUCCAUUGAGAAUUCAUUCCUUCCCCCUUCAUCUAUAACUAGGUCACAUUCCUUCAAUAGAGCUGUAGAUCUCACAAAGCCUUAUCAGAACCAACAGCUACCCAUUCGAGUGCCUCUCCGGUCAAGUAUACUAGCAAGAAAUUCCAGGCAGUCAGAAGUUCUCAAUGGGAAUGAACAUUUGGGGUAUGGAUUUAAUAGGUCUUAUGCUGCUAGUGGAAAGAAGUUGGCUUUACCAAAUGGCCCAGGUGUAACUUCCUCUUUGGGUUAUAGGAUGGUUCAUCCCUCUCUACUGAAAUCUAGCCGACCUCCAUUUGCUGGGACUCUCACAGUUGAUGGCAAUAAAAAUUCACCUGCUGACAUGUGUGUAGAGGAAGAGACUGCAGAUUUGACUAAGGACAGCACUGCUAAGAAUGAUCAAGAACUAAUUGAAAAAGGAAGUUAUAGAACAGAAAAUGACCAGACCAUGAAACAUGAUGCUAAAAUUAGAUACCUGAGUGAUGAUGUGGAUGAUAUUUCCUUGUCUUCUUUGUCAUCUUCUGAUAAGAAUGAUUUAAGUGAAGACUUUAGUGAUGAUUUUAUAGAUAUAGAAGACUCCAACAGAACUAGAAUAACUCCAGAGGAAAUUUCUCUCAAAGAAGAAAAGCAUGAAAAUGUCCCAUCUAAAGAUAUAUUUGAUUCUCCUAAGGAAAAUGAAAAGGACUUCAGUAAAACUGAUGAAUGGCUAGAUAUAAGUGUAUCUGUUGAAGACAAGAGUGAAUGUGUAAAACAUACUUCUGGAAAUAACUUAAUUUCACCGGAUACAGAUUACAGAGCCGGUUCUUCAUUUGAACUGUCUCCAUCCGAUAGCUCUGAUGGGACAUACAUGUGGGACGAAGAGGGCUUGGAACCCAUUGGAAAUGUCCACCCCAUUGGCAGCUAUGAGUCCUCUGAAAUGAACAGCAUAGAUAUUCUGAAUAAUCUUGAAUCAUGUGACCUUGAGGAUGAUGAUCUUAUGCUUGAUGUGGAUCUGCCUGAGGAUGCACCUCUUGACAAUGUAGAUUGUGACAAUAUGAACCGCUUCGACCGAUCAGACAGAAAUGUGCGGCAGUCUCAGGAAGGAUUUUGGAAAAGGCCACCGCAGAGGUGGAGUGGACAAGAACAUUACCAUCUCAGCCAUCCUGACCACUAUCAUCACCAUGGAAAAAGUGACCUGAGCAGAGGCUCUCCUUACAGAGAAGCACCUUUGGGUCAUUUUGAAAGCUAUGGAGGGACCCCCUUUUUCCAGGCACAGAAGGUGUUUGUAGAUGUCCCUGAAAGCACAGUGAUGCUGGACGAGUUGACCCUCCGGCACAUGGUCCAGGACUGCACCGCUGUGAAAACCCAGCUACUCAAACUGAAGCGGCUGCUGCACCCGCAUGAUGGAAGUGGGUCCUUGCAUGAUGUUCAGCUGUCAUUGCCCUCCAGUCCAGAACCAGAAGAAGCUGAUGAGAUGUAUAAGAAUGAAGAUUUAUUAAAUGAAAUAAAACAGCUUAAAGAUGAAAUAAAGAAAAAAGAUGAAAAAAUUCAACUAUUAGAACAUCAACUUGCAACCCGAUGUAACUGCCACCAAAAAUCAAAGGAGGAAAAAUGCACAUAUGCUGAUAAAUAUACCCAAACACCCUGGAGAAGAAUUCCUCCUCAAGUACUACAGCCUUCCAGCAGCCUUUCCAGACCCACAGACCAUGCCCAGGGAAAACUAACAAAGCCACAACACACCGAGGCCCACAGUGAGUGCAUGGUCCAGGGCCUGCAUCAGGGCAGUGCACAUCCAGAUGGAAGCUUUUCACAUGCCAUGCAACAGGAAAACAGCAGUGGUUUGGAAGACCAGCCUUUUCCCUCCAGCCCACAGUUCACAGUGGGUGCAGCUAAGAGUACACCUUCUGAAGUGAACUUGAACAUGGCCACGAAUGCUCAAGAGCCUUGCCAUUUGAAAAAGAAUCAAAGUAGUGACACGCAGUUUGUACCUUCUUCUCUUCAAACACCUGCCCAGUCAAGCACAGAGGACCAAGCUACAAGAAUUGGAAGAGAUCCAUCUCUGCUGGUGGGCUACCCAUCUCAGCCCAAGUCCUCGCAGCUUUUAAAGCCGUCUGUCUUGAGUUCUUCAGCACCUCCUCCAGAUUCUGAAUCAUCUCCAAGUAGGACUCCCAAAUGUAAGAAGUCACCAAUAGUCACACCAUGUAAUUCAGCAAAGCUUCAGCCAACAUCUGGUCAAGCAGGUCUAACAAAUCUGAAUUUGAAAGUGUCCAGGCUCCGUCCCCCUUCCACCUCUUUCAAACAAAAACAAAAAGGCAACCCCAACCCUCGACUAGAACCUCAAAACUUCCAGGCCAAGACAAGCAUCCCGAGGCCAUUAGCACGACAGAAAGAAAUAAUGCAAAAUCCAAAUGGCAAUUUGCAUUCUGGGGAUUGUUUGGCCACUAAUCGAUAUUCUCGUCUUCCUAAACCAAAGAUACAUUAAGUACGUAACCAUCACUUGCCAAUUUGGUUUUUUUUAAAAGUCUGUAAUAGCUUUAUGUGCCAUUUGCUACCAUGUUGGAGAUUCUAUUGAAAGCCUCCAAAUCUCAAAAUUAAAAUGUGGAAGUUUCCACUAGUUUGGCUCUUCCAUUUUAUAUCCUGGUUGAAGUGCAUACCGUGGAAGCAGACUUGUCUCAGGUGAACACAAAAGCUUGCUUAUCCAUCUUGGAGGCCUACAAGUCGCUAAUCAUACAUCCAUCCCCCUGUAUAUCCAGAAAGUCGUAACGUUCCACUUAGCAGGUGAGAAGUGUGCUUUGCUGAUUCAGACCUGCUGCAGGUCUGUGUUGACUGCUUAUUGGAGCCACCCCUUUCCACGUGUUCCCCUUGUGAAUAUGGCUGCCACUUAACUAAAGAUGAGGGAAUAAUGGAAGAUAAUCAUCUGUAAGCAGAGCUCUGGCCAGUAUUUUGUAUAUUUAAAAGGUCUAUGCAAAAGCUUUGUCAUGAAUAAAGGAGAUCAGGCUUUUUUAAUGGGAAGUCUAUGUAAGUUUUAUUUUUCCUUACUAGGAUCAGCAAGUUUUACUAGUUGAUUCAUUUACAGGUAGAUUUCCCAGGCUGAAAAUGUUCAAUAUUGUAUAUAAACCAAUUAUAUUUUGCUUUAACAUCUUGUUUGUCAUGCACACAUUACCACUAUUGCUCUUUUUGGUACUGGGUGGAUAUGGAGAGCUUGUGAUACACCUUGAAACCCAUUGGUAAUGUUGUAUCUAUUGUAACAUCUCUUGGUGCUAGAGUUUUGCUGGCAGUUCAGUUUCAAACCCUCUAGGCUUACCCAUCAUAGCUGAUUUAAGGUUCCACAGCAUAUAUUUUAAAUUAAGUCUUUAUUGUAAUAUUUAUAUUUAUUGACUGCUAAUAUCCGAAGACUGGAAUAAUGGACUUGAAAUAUUUGCACAAAAUUUUGGUGGGAUAUAAGUAUCCCACACAUAGGGACUUAAAGCUUAUUUUCUAUAGCAAAAUAAGUUAAAAUAUUUUGAAAAAAAUUAAAAUUUAAGACUCUUGAGAAAGGUAGAAUUCAUAAUAGUUUUGCUUUUCUGGUUUCCUAGGUUUCUCCUUUCAGUUGGUGCAUGUUUGAAUGACAGUUCCUUGAAAAGUAGAUUUGGGAAAAAAAAUAGGACUAUACAUGGGAAAUGGUGUUUUAUUAAGAGAUAUUUCAAAAGAAAUAUGCUCAUUUAUUUCAAUGUGCUACCCCAGGUAGCUGUGGAACCUCCAAGCCAUCGCGUGUAUGCAUGCAAUCAUGCUUUGGGCCACUUGUUGGACAGUUCAGUAAAUUUGUCUUCCAUUCUCUGAGAUCAUCUUAUCUUUAGGCUGGUCAUCCAAAGCUAACUGAAUUGAAAUUAAUAUUUUUAGACAAAAAUACCUUACAAGGUCAAUUUAUGUUUUGAUCAGUUAACCAAAUAUAUAUCAAAAGGAAUUAUGACCAAAAAAAAAUCAUUCAAAUUUCUAGGGAUUCCUAUAAGAAAUAUACAUUACUGAAAUUAUUUGUUCUCUUUUAAGAGAAAAACAUCUCAAAUGCUUGAGUGGAAAUUCCCAAAGUGGUGUUUGCUCACAUUCUGAUCCAGGCUUUACCCCCAAGAGCCAUGCAUGUGAGGCUGCCGCGAACCUUUUGUUAGACUUGGUAUUAAGUGGGCAGCACAAAUCUAGUAUGGUAUACUCAUUUGUCUCAGUAUUUCACAUUUCCUGUGCUAUUGUCAGAGAAACCUUUGCCUAGUCCAGGUACUGUUAGUGUAAGGUCGCCAUCGCUAGAGCUCUGCUUUGUUUGUGGAGCUGAGCCUGGACAGCUGCAGCUUUGUAGAUAGGCAGUGUGUGAUCCUUCAUUUUGAAGGAGAAAAAAUACAGAUUUCAUGCAUUACAAAUAGGAUACUGACCUAAUGAAUUACAUAGUAGGCUCCUGGUUUGUUUAGAAGUUUGGUAUAGACCCUUAAGAAAUAUUAUUUACACGUUGGCCUUAUCCUUAGGGGAAACUUUUCACAUUUUUAUUUUUACCUACCCAGUCUAAAGAAAAUGUCUUCAUUGACUGUAACAUAAAAAGUAUUGACUCCGGUAAUUUAUUCCUUUUUGCUAUUUUUUAUUCUCCCCGAUGAAUUUGUAGAAAUGUUAACCCACGAAUGGUUCAGCUUCUCUGUACCUUUGUUGAGCCUUACUCUUGGCAGAAGAUAGGGUUAUCAAUAUAAUUAUGAAGCAUAUUUAAGAGAAAAAAUAGCUAGAAUGCUCAUACAAGUAAAGUAUUUUCCUGCAGUUUUCUUUUUUUUUUUGGUACCAGGGAUCAAAUGCGGGUCCUUGUGCUUGUGCAGCAGGCCGCGAAACCACUAAGCUAAAAUCCCCGGCCCACCUGCAGUUUUCUUUAAAAGCUGCAGUGUCAUGCUGGUCAGCUCCUUCGUAAAUAUGAAGUCAGAAAUGGAAGUGAGUGUAAUGCUGUCCUGAAUAACCAGAGCUCAGCUUCUCAUAUUUGGCUUGCUCUCUGUUUAUUGCUUCUGCAGAUCAGCUCUGGGCCAAGCCUUCCUCCUGCAAAAGCUUAGAUCACUAAUUCUUUUGUUACUGUGGUAUCAGUAAACACACUUGAAAUGUUUAAAUUCAAAGUCCUGAGGAAGAAGUUAUGUGGUGGUUAAGUUUCACAUUUGUGAAAGAGAAAAUUAAGAGAAUCUGGAAUAAUGUGUUUGGUUGUUAAUAGGAUGCACAUCAGUUUUUCUAAAGAAAGCUUGGCCUAAGGCGUUUAUAAGUAUAGGUAAGGAUGGUUUUAAGGCAGUAAACAGUGGAUUACAGAGUUACAUAAUUUAGAAUGUUUCUAAUAAUUGAGACCUUUAGCAUUUUUCUUUUGGAGUCUCAUUUUCAUUUGUGCAAUAUUUCCAGGCAUCUGAGACUACUGUUCAUUGUAUUUAUAUAGAUAUUAGAGAACUUACUAUUUUAACAAGUAAAAAUCUGAAUAUAUCAGAUUUGCACUUUAAAUGAGCUUAACUGCUUGGAGUUGUGCCUGAAAUAUCAAAAUGCCUCCUCUUAGGUGUGGCUUUGUUUAGUGAAAUGGAUUCCUCUGUAAUUGUUGCUGUUUGAAAAUAUCAGUAGAGCCUUUCACAGAAUCUAUCCCCCACACAUCACUUUUUCCAUUAAAGCACUGUUUUCUUUAAAUGUUCCAUUGUUCCCUUAAGUGUUUUACUAGUGUCAGUCACUGCAUCAGGGAGACUGUGACCUUCCCCCUAGCCAUCAUCUCUGGGGGAGAGGCGCACUCUGUCUUCCCAGCAGCGUGGUCCUCAUGCUUCCAGGCUCCAGAGCAUGUGCUUUGAAAUCACCAGGGGCCCUCGCAGAAAGAGAAGACUGAGGCGCCACCUCCGGUUCCUCUCUACCAUACACGGUAGUUUCGUGUUGCUGAGUUACUUUGGGCAGUUAUGUUUGCAUGCUUAUUAUGCACACAUUUGAAAAUUAUAACUAUAAUACAGACACCUUAUAUUUUUCCUUGGGGAUGAUGGCCUUGCUGUUUUUCUUAAUUCUGAUGCUUGAAUUCUGUUUGUUCUUGGUCUUUUUACAUGUUCCUUUAAGUUUUCUGCUGCAGCAAUUUGAGAGAAUACAUUUGUAUAGAUGAUUAUGAUGGUGGGCACCAAUGUACAAUUAUGUUAUUAAUGAAAAAUAAUGUCUUAACCUUGUUGAGGAAAAGUUACCCACUUUCUUCUUGGUAAAACAUUGCCAUAGCAAAAUAAUACUGACCCUGAAAGUUUAAA
Messenger RNA from Heterocephalus glaber (naked mole-rat), 7250 nucleotides. RefSeq names its product coiled-coil serine rich protein 2 (gene Ccser2). Gene Ontology annotation, biological process: microtubule bundle formation. NCBI's taxonomy places the organism in Eukaryota, Metazoa, Chordata, Mammalia, Rodentia, Bathyergidae. The record is from RefSeq and is a predicted model, not a curated record. Gene Ontology annotation, cellular component: microtubule cytoskeleton. Gene Ontology annotation, molecular function: microtubule binding.